Molecule: messenger RNA, 835 nt
Organism: Pyrus x bretschneideri (Chinese white pear)
Lineage: Eukaryota; Viridiplantae; Streptophyta; Magnoliopsida; Rosales; Rosaceae
Product: 50S ribosomal protein L24, chloroplastic-like
Exons: 4
Coding region: 94-672 (192 amino acids)
Biological process (GO): translation
Cellular component (GO): ribosome; mitochondrion
Molecular function (GO): RNA binding; structural constituent of ribosome
Source: RefSeq, a predicted model, not a curated record
GUUUGAUCCCAUCCUAUUGUAAAUUUACACACUCUCUCUCUCUCGUCUCUGUAUUAUCCAUUUCUCAGUCACAUUCAUAGCCAAGCAACGAAAAUGGCAGCCAUGGCUGCACUGCAGAGCUCCAUGACCUCUCUUUCUCUCUCCUCUAACUCCUUCCUCGGCCAAAGCCUCUUCCCCCCAACCCUUUACCGUGUCCCGGCCAAGUUCACAGCAAAGCCUUGCCUCAUCGUCGUGAAGCUCAAAAGAUGGGAGCGGAAGGAAUGCAAGCCAAACAGCCUACCAGUUUUGCACAAAAUGCAUGUUAAGGUUGGGGAUACAGUGAAAGUCAUAUCGGGACAUGAAAAGGGUAAAACUGGAGAGGUAACAAAGAUCUUUAAGCACAAUAGUACCGUGAUAGUGAAGGAAAUAAACUUGAAGACGAAGCAUAUGAAGAGCAGGGAAGAGGGAGAACCAGGACAGAUUCUUAAGGUAGAAGGAGCUAUACACAGCUCGAACGUGAUGCUUUUCUCGAAAGAAAAGAAUGUAGCAAGUAGGGUGGGUCAUAAAAUUCUGGAAAAUGGACAACGAGUUCGCUACCUCAUCAAAACUGGUGAAAUAAUAGAUAACGCCGAGAACUGGAAAAAAUUGAAGGAAGAGAAAAAGAAAACUGAAGAAGCCGUCACUGCUGCGUAAGGAUCCAAAUCUUGCCUGAACGCGGCUGUAGAUUAGAAACUCCGGAUGUAUUAAUAUCAUUUUGUAAGUUUGUAUUGGUUUCUCUUGAUUGAUGCACCGCAGCUGAGUGAUAUAAAUUUCUUUAUCUGUGUUGGUUGAAUGCGAAAUUAGAAUGUUGAUCGUC